ACCUCGUCGCCGUCUCUGAACUAAUCAGACAGCUUCCUCUUUCAUUUUCCCAGCGCAGUCAACACGCGAAGGACCACAAGAGCACGCAGACACCAAAAGAAAGGCGAGGAAGAAAAGCGAGACCAGGGAAGAGACUUCUCCUUCUCGGUCUCUUCGCUCUUCCUACAUUUGGGUCCAAGAAUCUCUGAUUUUCUUGAAAAUUUUCCUCUGAUUCUUCGCCUCCUUCCUGUUCGGUCCGGAGCUUCUGCAGGGUCUGAGCCGAAGUAGGCCGCGGCGGCGAUGGAGAAUGAAUACGAGAUCUCUUCGUCCUCCCUGAGCUUCGUGUCCUUUCCCGCUGGCGACACGAACUUGUCGGGCCCCGAGAUCGAGGCCAACCCUGACUACCUGAGCCUCAGCAUGCUCAGCUCGAGCCUCGAGAAGCUCCGCCUCGACCCCGGGCUUGGCUACGCCGAUGCUGAGAUCGUAGUUGAUGGGGUCCCCGUUGGGGUCCACCGCUGCCUGUUGGCGGUCCGGAGCGAGUAUUUCCAGGGCCUCUUUAGUAAGCCCUGCAAUGAUAGCCAGGGCAAUGGUAGUAAUGAUAAGCCGAGGUACCACAUGGCCGAGUUGAUGGCCCCAACUCGGGGCUACGUGGGGAUCGAGGCCUUCAAUGUAGUAUUGAAUUACCUGUACACGGCGAAGAUGAAGCCGUCCCCCCCUGAGGUCUCGACGUGCGUCAAUGAUCAGUGCGACCAUGAUGCCUGUCGUCCCACAAUUGACUACGCCGUCGAGCUGAUGUACGCCUCCUCGACUUUCCAGAUCCAAGAGCUUGUGUUGCUUCUUCAGCGCCGCCUUCUCUACUUUGUCGAUAAAGCUCUCAUUGAAGAUGUGAUCCCAAUUCUGGUUGCUUCCUUCCGCUGCAACUCAAAGCAGCUUCUUUCUCACUGCAUCCAACGUGUUUCGAUGUCGGAUCUCGACAGCGUAGUUCUGGAGAAGGAGAUACCUCCUGAGGUCUUGCCCGAGAUAAAAAGUCUGCGCAACGAAUCUAACCAAGGCUCUGGAUCCGCAUUGCCCCAAGAAGACCUCACUGAUCAUCAGAAAGGAAUUCAGAGGAUCCACAAAGCGAUUGACUCCGAUGAUGUGGAACUGCUAGAACUCCUCCUGAAAGAAUCUAGAGUCACGUUGAAUGAUGCCUUUGCUCUCCACUAUGCCACUGCUUACUCCGACCCGAAGGUUGUCAAGAAGGUUCUUGACCUCAAAUUGGCCGAUCUCAACCUCAAGAACUCUCGGGGACUCACAGUUCUCCACGUGGCUGCAAGGAGGAAGGUGCCUUCGAUCCUUGGGGCCCUGCUUGAGAAUGGGGCCUGUGCAUUAGAAACCACACCAGAUGGACAGACGGCUCUGUGCAUAUGCCGGAAACUGACGAGACCAAAGGAUUAUGAGGAUAUACAAAAGGGAAAAGAGUCUAAUAAGGAUCAAGUUUGCAUUGAUCUCCUCGAGAGAGGAAUGAAGAAUGUUUCAGCCUCAGGGAGACGAUUGGUCCGGUCGGAGGUUACAGCUGCUGACCUUCAUAUGCUGGGGUACUUCGAAAGCAGAGUGAAAAUGGCAGCUAUGCUGUUUCCUGCUGAAGCAAGGACCGCAAUGGAGAUGGCCGAGGCAGAUUGGACCCCGCUUUACAAAGGUUUAGCAUUGAAGGGCUCGUGGGGGACCGGAAAUUCUAAUGAAACAGCGUGCAUGUCUGCCGAGAGACUCCAACAGAAACUGCAAGCCCUCCGCAAAACCGUGGAGAUGGGCGAGCGCUACUUCCCCAAUUGCUCGGAGGAGAUCGUGAAGUUUAUUGAUGAUAUGCCCGAUGCCAUGUACCUCGAGAAGGGCACAGAGGAGGAGAAGGAGUCCAAGAAAAGGCGGUACAUGGAGCUCCGGGAUGACAUCCAGAGGGCAUUCUAUAAGGACAUCGCCGAGACCAACGUGCCUGCCUCCUCUUCGUUGUCCCAAGCCUCCUCUUCCUCCUCGUCCUCGUCUCCCAGGAACAGGAUAAGGAACCGGAUCAAAUUGAAGGUAUAGACCAAGACUUCUCAUUCAGAUCGAUCGAGUGACCAGGUUUAUGCUAACAAUGGACUAUCCUCGAUCGGAAGUAACACGAUGGAAUGUAUGUUGCAAUGAUGCAGGAUUUAGAUGUCUAUAUUGGUUCAGGAAUAAUUGUGUGUGAGGUUUGAUUUUUCUGUUUCUUUCUCCUUCUCUUUGAACAUUUUUAUUUUUCCUGUGUAUUCUUCUGGUAUUCCCAGGAAUUGAGCUUGGCGCAUGGUGUGUGAAUUUAUCUUUGGUUCCCACUCGA
This is a messenger RNA of Punica granatum (pomegranate), 2311 nucleotides long. Lineage: Eukaryota; Viridiplantae; Streptophyta; Magnoliopsida; Myrtales; Lythraceae. The record is from RefSeq and is a predicted model, not a curated record.